ACCGUUCAGUCGGAAGCGGCAGUGCUGGGUCGACGAGUGUUGGAAAUUCGGCGUGUGCGUGCAUGUGUGUGUGCGUGUGGCUCCGCGUGCGUCUCUCUGCCCUCACGCACUCUCACUGCAAACACCCCUGCCUCUCUCUGCCCCUGCGCGCCCUCCAUGCCCCCGCCACUCUCCUGCAGAAGGCGAGGGAGACGAUAGAAGCAGAGCGUUGGCGCAUGGUGGUGCGGUGCUAGCGGGGCCGGCGGGGCGUGUGUGUAUGUGUGUGUGUGUGUUUGUGUGUGUACGGAGGUUCGCUUGGGGCGGCGUGGCGGCGGUGGCAGCGGCGGCGGUGUGUCCGAGCGGUUCAUUCACCCAGCGGAGUGCGUGGCGCCGGGGCAGACUCACGCACACACGUACACAUGCCGCGGCGGGAGCAUCACAGCGCCGCCCUGGACAGUAGGCGUACAUGAGGCUGCAGGUCUUCCUGGAGGAGGAGGAGAAGUGUGAUCAAAGAGCAGCGCGGGGCCCGGCGGGUAGCGGCAGGAUGGAGGCGGAACGGUUCCUGCUCAAGUGGAACAACCACCAGACCAACCUGGUGACGGUGUUCGACCAGCUGUACGAACAGGAGGCCUUCACGGACGUCACCCUCGCCUGUGAUGGGCGUACCUUCGCUGCCCACAAGGUGAUCCUGUCGGCGUGCAGCCCUUACUUCCAGGCGCUGUUCCUCGGCAAUCCCUGCAAGCACCCUAUCAUCUUCAUGCGGGACGUGCGUGCCGGCGACAUGGAGGCGCUGCUCAGCUUCAUGUACCGCGGCGAGAUCAACGUGCACCAGCAUGACCUGUCCUCCUUCCUGCGCACCGCCGAGAGUCUGCAGAUCAAGGGUCUGUCAGACUCCUCAGAGAGACACAAGGAGACCUCCAAGAUCCUGGAGGCCAUGGAGAGAAAGUUCUGUUCCUCCGGCAUGCAGCAGGCGCAGCAGCAGCAGCAGCCACAACCUGCGCUCAACGCAUGCACCCCAGUGGUGGGCGCCGCCCUUGGGGGCGCGCUGGUGCCCACCGUCGGGGCCGGCGACUCUCCGCCGCCAGCCGCUAAGAAAUUCAAGUCCCUGGAGGACCUGCCUCGCAUCCUGCCCAAGAUGAAGCCGCUGGCCACGCCCCCCGGCCUGGUGACGCCUGUGCCUGGUUUGCUUACACCCAUUACCCUCGCCGCCACCGUCAUGAAGAACGCUGCGCAUGCCGCCCACGCCGCCCAAAACGCUCGCGUCAGUCCGCCCACGCCCGAGACCACCAACUCCUCACCCACCACCGACGCCUCAACGCCCCCGAAAGACCGCAAGAAGGUGACUCACACAGUCAUCGAGGUGGACAGAGGACAGGAGGACUGCAAAACUACCUUCAUUGAAGGAUACAUAAGCGGGGACUCGCCUCACCCCGUCUACCUGGUGUCUAGCGUCGGGGGAGUCGCUGCUGCCACUUCAGGGAACUCUACGCCGUCCCACGAGGUGAAGGUGGAGGAAGAGGACCCGCUCGACGAAACCAACUCCUUCUCAGAUGAUCCCACCUCAGGACUCGGGGACAAUGAUGACAGCUCCAUGACGGCGUGUUAUAGCGAGGAUGUGCUGGGACCCACGCGGGACAAGCUCACCUACCCCUGUCGGUACUGUGGCAAGCGGUUCACGCAGACGGGCACCUGCAGGAGGCACGAGCGGCUGCACACGGCGCCCAACAGCUUCAAGUGCCCCAUCUGCCAGAAAGGGUUCAACCGCAAGUACCGCCUCAAGGAGCAUAUCGUGGCCUCGCACCCCCAUCACUCGGAGGAGGGUGACCUCAACCUCAUGAUCAACACCUCGGCCACCACCCUGGCGUGAGGGCGUGGCACCGGCGAGGGCGGGGGCGUGGGUGGACUGGCAGAGGUGGCAGCGGCGGCUUCCGGUGACCCUGGAAGCAAGCCGUCCUGGAUAAAGAGGAGGAAGAGGAGGAGAAGAAGGAAAAUUAAGAGGAGAAAUAGACGGAGUGUGCGCGCCCCUCUGCCCGCCCUCCACGCCCUCCACCUCCCACGCCUGGCUGGCCGCGGCCUCGCAGCUUCCCUUGGUGACUGCAAACCAACUUAGCGCAGCCCGCAGCACUAACACCUAACACCUAACUCACUAACCAGGCUCCCCACCCUUCCCCCUUCCCUCUCCCCUCCCUCCCCCCCAAAUCUCACAGUAGCAUGUGGCAGGUAUGCGCGGCGCUCCGUGGACGACACCAUCCUAUCAUCAUCAUCAGCAGCAGCGACAAAGAUGAAGACACAAAAACGUCACCCAAAGAACAUGAACCAAAGUUACAACCGUGUACUUAAGUUGCUUGUUCCUCCCUCCCUCCCUGCAGGCCCGUGUGUGUGUGUGUGUGUGUGUGUGUGUGUGUGUGUGUGUGUGUGUGUGUGUCAGUGUGAGUGUCAGUAUGUGAGCCGGGCCGUUCAAGACGUGUGUAGUUUAUGUAUUGUGUACAUAUAUAAUUUCCCUCCCUUUCCUCCCACUUUCCCAUCACACAUUCCUCAAGUUAAGGCAAAAAAUAUCAGUGGUUUUGUUUCUGAUAUUCCUGGCGUGUGUUUUGUUGCAUGUAUUUAUUAAUUCUAUUGUGUUUCUCAUCAUUAUUGUUAUUAUUUUUUUUUUGGCUUUUGUACUUCGCUCUCAUUUUCUACGACACAAACUGUGAUAGGGGAAUCUUUAAUUAAGUCAUAAGUUGCACCUUUAUAUUAGACAUACGUUAUUUUUAUUUCCUCUUCGUUUUGUCCAGUAAGUUACGUUUAAUUUCUAGUGGUUUAUUAUUAACGUGUUUAUUUAUUUUUGUUCUCUAUAGAUUUUUCUUCAUUUAUAUAUAUAUAUAUAUAGAUUUAUGACCCAGGAGAAGAGAAUGGCCUUGACCUUGUAUUUUGGAAGGGAAAGGUCAGGGAUUCACGUGACAGUGUUGUGUGGCUCUUUCCUCCUCCUCCUCCUCCUCCUCCUCCUCCUCCUCCUCCUUUCCGCACAGCACUGUUACCAUUUCUCAACCCGGGUAUAGAAACAUCGUCUCAUUUCAACCCGGUCCAAAGAAUCUCAUUUGAACUGUGGUCUCAAUGUGCAAUUCGUCUCUCUCUCUCUCUCUCUCUCUCUCUCUCUCUCUCUCUCUCUCUCUCUCUCUCUCUCUCUCUCUCGUUGAAACACAUUUCCAAAAGAGAGCGAGAGAGUUAGAGAGACAUUUUUCCCCUCUUCUUUUUUUAUAGUUUGUUAUUGCAUUUAUAUCAAAGUGUUAGGUUGUUCCUCAUGUUAUUUGUACAUUUACGUUAGCACCGGACUUGUGUGUGUGUGUGUGUGUGUGUGUGUGUGUGUGUGUGUGUGUGUGUGUGUGUGUGUGUGUGUGCGUGUGUGGGUGUGUGCGCGUGUGUGCGAGUACAGUUAUAAUGGCAGAGUUAGUGACUGGAGAACCGUGACACACACACACACACACACACACACACACACACACACACACACACACACACACACACACACACACACACACACACACACACACACUGAUGUCUGGACUGCACUCGUGUAGGAAAGGGAGUCGGUGGAUAGGGAGCGAAAGAAAGAGAGAGAGAGAGAGCAAGUGGAUUGAUUAGUUUAGUGGAUGGAGAUUAGUGGAAGUGGAGGAACACGUGGGAUGAAACACUUUGCAGGUGGAGGAAGUUAUCAAUAAUUUAGAUGAGUAAUUGACUAAGAAUUAAUUAAGUUUACCAAAAGUGCAAUGCGUGGGGGAAUGAAUGUAGCGGUAAACCUAAGCAGAGAGAGAGAGAGAGAGAGAGUAGUUGGAGUAUCCUAUGGAAGUACUUAGUGGAGACAAGCAGUUACAGUAGUUAGAUUAAGGAGGAGAAAAGGAAGGCGAGGGUACGUAGUAAAGUUAAGCUAAGGAUGGAGGUAAUGGGUUGGAGGAGGAAGAUGGAAGACAGUGAGAGAAAGAGAGAUUAGAGGCUGAGGACAGAAGGGAGGGAGGGAGGGGGACGAUCCAGCCCACACCUUUAACUUUACCUGUGUACAGUGGCACCUGUAUCACCUUUGCACCUCAAGUUAGCAUUUAAGUUGUUUCCAAGAGCACCCUUUCUAAGUCAGCGAUCUCAGUUCUUGCCUCGUGGCCGCCGCGUGCAGGGGAGAAAGUGUCGCCAGUUGUCCCUUGUGUUCAUGUAGUUAGCGCAGAACCUUCUGCCUUUCCAUAAGUUUACCGUGAGAGUGGGAACAAAUUUGGUGGGUUGUGUGUACCGUAAUGAGUUGACUGUGUGUAAGCAAACUAAGUGGUCGAUUAUUAUUUUCUUUCUUUGGUUGUCUGAUGUAAACAAAACCCCAAGUAUUCGGUUAUUUUAAUGUUAUCAAGCCCACGUGGUCGGUUGCCUUGAUGUAAACAAACCCACGUGAUAGGUUGUCUCAAUGUCAACAAGCCCACGUGGUCGGUUGCCUUCAUGUAAACAAAUCCACGUGGGCGGUGUAAACACAGGACCGUCUCCCCUGCAUUCUGGCGAAACAUUACUAUUAUUUAUGUAAAGUGUUUUAUUAUUGAUAAUAUUAUUUCGUUAUUGUCUUGAGUGCGUGGGAAGCAAGGGCAGUCAGGAAAAAUGUGUUUAUUUGUAUUUCCCUACACUUUUUUAUAUCCAUCUUUUGCCGUGAGUGAGUGAGCGAGCGAGAGAAAGUGAGUGAGGUAGAGAGAAUGAGCGCGUGAAAGAAAGCUGCCUAAAAAAGCGGACCCCAAACACUACCCUGUAUGAUGCCUUUAUACUCGGUAUAUACAUUAUAUAUUAUAAAUAAUAAUAUUAAUAAUAACAGUUAUGCUCCCCACACCACCCACCCCUAAGCAAGUUUGUACCAGAUGAUAAAGUUUGUACUGGAGGUUUCCUAGCAAUUAAGCUGCGAUAUAUUACUACGUAACUAGUAACCAACCAGCGUACAAGAGGGGAUCGACGUGCGCAGUAGGGCGACGCUUGAGGCCCGUCCUGCGCAUGUUACGUAGCAAAGACAAGUAGUUCGUGAAGAUUUCUUUUAUUCCGCCGCGGAGGGUGUGCUGCGGCGUAUCCCCCCCGCGGCCGAGGCGGCUGUGGGGGGCGAGAAAUUAUUUUGUGUAUCUGAAGGUACAGAGGCGCUUCUCUGCCCGGGCGCCUUGCUCAAGUGCCGCGCGCCCCGCCCCGCCCCGCCCGUGCCCACGCCUGCGCCCACACACACACACACACACACACACACACACACACACACACACACACACACACACACACACACACACAAGAUGUACUUAACGCCAUGCUAACCGCACGUACACUAUUGUGGACACAUAUCCUAAUAUCAUUCAAACAAGGUAGAACUGUACUUAAUAUUAAUUACUAGAAUACCCGUCCUCAACUUAUGCACACACACACACACACACACACACACACACACACACACACACACACACACACACACACACACACACACACAUUCCCCGGUGUCUUCCCAGAGAAGUUCCAUAACGUGGCAUCCACUUCCAGGGAUGUUUAGUGCAAUGUUCGGAGCCAUUCCUGUCUCAUUCCACCUCCGCCAGUCAGCGUUCGUCUCAGCACAGGUGGCAUUCCAGUGUGUGGGGGGCACGUUGGUAACUAACAUUCCAUAAUCGUCACUUUCGAGGGCGUGAGGGCUGGGGGGCGGGGGGCUUGCGGCUCAUCGUUUGUAAUCCUAUUUCUGAAAGAGAAUAAAUUUGUGCUUCCAGGAGCGA
This is a messenger RNA of Portunus trituberculatus (swimming crab), 5714 nucleotides long. RefSeq names its product zinc finger protein 358-like. Lineage: Eukaryota; Metazoa; Arthropoda; Malacostraca; Decapoda; Portunidae. The record is from RefSeq and is a predicted model, not a curated record. Gene Ontology annotation, cellular component: nucleus. The transcript has 5 exons. Gene Ontology annotation, molecular function: protein binding. The coding region runs from base 446 to 1846 and encodes 466 amino acids. Gene Ontology annotation, biological process: regulation of transcription by RNA polymerase II.